This is a messenger RNA of Alternaria triticimaculans, 879 nucleotides long. RefSeq lists its product as uncharacterized. Lineage: Eukaryota; Fungi; Ascomycota; Dothideomycetes; Pleosporales; Pleosporaceae. The record is from RefSeq and is a predicted model, not a curated record. Bases 1 to 879 code for a protein of 292 amino acids. The transcript has a single exon.
AUGCGUUACACCAUCUUCACCAUCGCCGCAGCCGCGACCCUUGCCUCAGCGCAAACCACAUCCACCCCCGCCGCCGCCUCCCCCACAGGCACCACCAUCCCCGUCGGCUCAAACUGCACACCCGGCGGCGUGCCCUGCGCCCUCGGCGCCAACUGCUACGCCGUAAACUCCGGCCUCAUCCCUGUGUGCGGCAACUUCCAAGCCUCCUGCACCCGCGACGAGCAAUGCGCCUACAACACGUGCAACCUGUCCGACGGCCUCUGCAACGGCUUCCUCGCCUCAUCUUCGGCCGCGUCGUCGGCGUCAGCAAUGCCCACCAGCGGCGCCGUCACACCCACCAACCAAGGCCCUCAGCCCGCGCCCUCACCCACCGUCGUCGCGCCCGCUGGUUCCCUGCCUCUCGGCGCGGACUGCAAUCCCUACGUCAAGCCUGACCAGUGUGCCAAUGGCGUGCAGUGCUGGGCCAGCAACGCCAUGCUGAUUGCUCGAUGCGGAAACUUCAACGCCGAGUGCAGCAGCGAUGAUCAGUGUGCGUAUAACAUUUGCAGCGGCGGUCUUUGCAGAGGUUUCAAGCCUUCCAGCGAGUUCCCUGUUAUGAGCUCGACGGCGAUGGAUGUUAUGCCUGCUGCUAGCACCAUGACUGGUUCGAUGGCUCCUAUGCCGUCUGGCACGAUGGAACACAUGCCUUCUGGUAUUGUGCCCCCGCAUAUGGUUAACGGUACUAUGACUAUGGUGCCGACUGGAACUGGUGCUAUGCCCACUGGUCCUGCCAACGCUACUUCAUCUAGUCCCGCUCAGUUCACUGGCGCUGCUGCCGUUGACCGUGUCGCUGGCGGUGUUAUGGCGGUUGUCUUCGGUGCUGUUGCUUGGGCUUUGUAG